Gopherus evgoodei (Goodes thornscrub tortoise) is the source of this 7138-nucleotide messenger RNA. RefSeq names its product BCL2 like 11 (gene BCL2L11). The transcript has 4 exons. The record is from RefSeq and is a predicted model, not a curated record. Gene Ontology annotation, biological process: meiosis I. Lineage: Eukaryota; Metazoa; Chordata; Testudines; Testudinidae. The coding region runs from base 1536 to 2162 and encodes 208 amino acids.
GACUUAGCUUUACAAGAAGUAAUAUAUACAGCAUCAAAAAUAAGACAUAUGAAUAUUCUUUUUGAUUUUACAUGUAUUUUUCUCCAGUGAAAUGUUUUGAUUUACCUUUACCUGCGUGCUAAUAGUGCAUGAAACACGUUUGGCUGGACUGUGUUGUAAAGGAAGCUGUGGUCUUCAGUCCUCAAUUGCAAAAGUGCGCUUCUGAGAUGCUUACCACAAAAUAACAUUAUGAUUGUACAUGCAAAUCAUAUUGUAACUUAAGAUUUUCAUGGUUAAAUAAAAACUGUCAAUAUGAAAGUUUUUUCAGCUUAUUAAUAUUAGAGCUGUUACAUAAAACACUAACUCCAGAAUUGUGUCAUUAAAGUCCACAGUGUGCACAUUAUUGUGGGAAACUAGCUAUAAAAAAGCUGCAUAAAUAUUUCAUUGUUUUCAAAUAUAUAAUAUGCAUUUGUUAAGGAAGUUAAGAAUCCCUGGGAAGUGAAAUAGGGAAUUUCUGCAGAAAUUGUCAAGGUAGAAGGCAGCGUUAAUAGGAGUCCCUGGAUUCCUGACCACAAGGACCUUAAAACUUGUACUGAAAUGUAUGGUCUGACCACCAACCCGAUCUCUCUAUUCUCUCUGACUAGUUAGAAAGUGAAGCCUUUGAGAGAAUUGUGACUUACUCCAAACUUAACUCACAAAAGGGAUUGUGGUAACGACUGAAAGCUGAUAGAAGUCUGUAUUCAAGCUUUCGAUUUGAUCUUCCUUUGCCUUUAAAUUGAAAUAUCUUUGGAGCUUGUUUAUAAAAGUGUUUGAAGGUUUUUUUAAUGUAUAUUUUUAGAACUGCGUUACGCAAAAUAUUCAAGGAAGGUAAAAUUAGGCAGUUUAUCAUCCUUUCUCCCCGUCCCAGAUGUUUCCUCAAAUAAAUAUAGAUUGCUGAAUGUUUUAGUUUAAAAUAGUGACGUUAUUUAAGAAGAGAAUUUCAUGGGCAAAGCGAAAACACACGUCUCGCUAGCCUCUUGUGCCGGCUUGGGAGUUUGGUUUAGUUAGGUACCAGAUCCGUGAAGCUGGACCGGGUUUUAGAGAAGAGCCGCACCCCGCACACUCACGGGGCUCGGAGCGGAGAACGCUUUGAGGACCAGUUCAGCUGUUUACAGGUGACACCGCUUUUCCCCGGCUGCCAUAGCCGGGAGGCACGGGGGCAUUUCAGCCUGGCUGCAGCAGGAGCGGGUGGUGGACAGCCCGUAAUCAUCCGAACCUUUGCUCUUGUCUUGGCCGUGAAGAUGCCUUGUCGACCGAAGUGCCCAUGAGACUUGUGGAAGGGGCUCCUUGCCCGGCAGAGGAGAUCGCAGCCCGGUCUCUCGCAUCUGAGGAGCCAGUCCCGCUCCCAGCCCUUGGCGGCAAGCGCCGUGAAGACGAGAGGCAGCUGGAGUUUAGACUGGAGAGCAGACACCCAGUCAGCUCAGGAACCCUAGAGAGGCCGGCACCCGGGAGUGGCUGCACGAGCCUGUGCUUCGAAGAUCACACGCGAUUCUCCUGUGCAGAAGGAAAAAGACCAAAUGGCAAAGCAACCUUCUGAUCUAAAUUCAGAGUGCGACAGAGAAGGUGGACAGUUUCAGUCAACUGAAAGGCCAAGUCAACCUCAGCAUCUUAGACCUGGGGCCCCUACCUCUAUACAAACACAGUAUCAAGGUAAUCAUUCAGGUGAGGGGGACUUCGCCCAGCAGCCCUCAGGGAGCUCUUCGCCCAGCAGCCCUCAGGGACCAUUUGCACCACCCACUAGCCCCAGUCCAUUUGCUACCAGAUCCCCACUUUUCAUCUUUGUAAGAAGAUCCUCACUGCUGUCUAGAUCCUCCAGUGGGUAUUUCUCUUUCGACACAGACAGGAGUCCUGCGCCUAUGAGUUGCGACAAGUCCACGCAGACUCCAAGUCCCCCUUGUCAAGCCUUUAAUCAUUAUCUAAGUGCAAUGGGUAAGCAAGAUCAUGCUUCCAGGUGGGAGUCUCCCUCAAUACGUGAAGACAUGCAGCCGGAAAUAUGGAUUGCACAGGAACUGCGGCGUAUUGGAGAUGAGUUUAAUGCUUCCUAUUGCCCAAGAAGGGGUUUCUUGGAUAAUCCAGCAGUAAACCACCAAAUUGUUUUGCGCCUGUUACGUUAUAUCAUCCGCCUCAUUUGGAGACUGCAGUAAUGGCUAUGUACAGAGAGACAUUCUGAGAUUGUCCAGUUGUCACCAGAGUAUCCUUUCCGUACCUUGUGUAUGCAAUUAACAAAUCCUCCUUUUCCUAAAGGACAUGCGGGACAGUAGGACUCCGUGUUUGUACAAAAUAUGCACAGACUGUCUCAUUUUGUCCGUCAGAAAACACGAGGUUUUUUAAAUGGCAAUUCACUGUGAACACGUCACGAUGGAUUUUGGAAAUGGAUAUAUAAAAGCUUUGUGAAGCAGGACUUUAUGUGAGAGUGGUGUUUACGCUGGUUUUUCUUGAACUUUUAAAAGACUGAUUUGGAAAGAAAAUGAUCAAACAUUAUUGAAUGAUUUUCAUACUCCAUUUUCUGGAAACCUGUAGACUGAUCUCUGAUAUAUUCUGCAAUGGAGUUAACUGAGCCAGCUAACUUGCAGAGCUGCCUUAGUUUGUUAUAAAAUAACUAUGUACAGAUGUCCCCCCCAGCACCCCCCCAGCAAGGAGGGGUCAGAUUCAUGCUUUCCCUCCAUUCCUAACUCAUAAAUUGAAGCUAAUUGAAGAAUGGUAGAAGGAUUUGCAUCAGAACUUCAGUUACCCUGCAAAUCUCUACCACCACCCUAAAUUCAACUGUGUGUGUGUGUCACACACAGCAUACUUCCUGCUGACUGAUUUUAAACUGCAGCUAAGUGCAACUGGUGUGCUCCCCCUGAAACGUCCACCUCUUCCACUCUACCAGCAGGAAUCUCAGUUGACCUGAAUUUUCCAGCCUAACGGUGAAAAUAUUAUGCUUCAAAAUCCAUACCAAGUUGCCUUUCUAAAAGUUCUUUAUAUUUAAUGAGUCUGGAUACGUUUGCAUAUUAUAUAACAUAGAAUGUUGAAGGCUGGGGGAUAAUAGAACAAUGAAAUAUUUGUGGGGUAAAAGCGUUCCUGAGACACUGCAAUCUUGGCCAAAGUUGGAGGGUUGCAUAACUUCAGAAACUAUUUUAAAUUUCACUUAAUAUUUUACUGUGACUGUUGAUAAACCCAAUUGGUAUUGCUGGUUUUUUAAUAUGUUGGAUUUUUGCUAGAGCUGGCUUUGUACUUAAGAUCUAUUCUGAGAGAUGCAAGGAACUAACAGACAUUAACAGUGGAACAUGUGGACUGCUGACUGUGUUACAUCCGUCUUGAGGGCAACGUACAAUAUUUGAAUUGUUGUGGUUCAAAAAAUCCCACAAGUGAAUGAAUAAAUAUGCAUUGGAAGCAAAAGUUAGGCCAUUUUGAAAGUUCUAGCAAAACUUCCAUAUAAUCUUUUUAAAUAAUACAAUUUUAAGGGCAGUCACUGUAUUCGUACAUCAGACAUUCUGUGAUUUGUUCAAAGAUUAACCAAAAACAGAACUAAGUUAAAUCAAGAUUCCUAUACUGGAGUGACUUGCUAAGUAGGUUGCAGGAGGCAUCCAGCACAGGAAAAGUUUUAACUUACCUUUUCUUUUAAUUAGAUCUUCUUUCUACAGAACUCCCUUUACCGCUUCUUGGUUCACUGAAGUUAUUCCAGAAGGCAUCAUUCUGUGAAACCACAAAUACCAUGGAUUGCAAGACUUGUAAACUUCUGGUCUUUAGAACAUAACAGAAUGAUGCAUUCUGCAACAACUUCAGUGACUCAAGAAGUGCCAAGAGGACUUCGCAGAAAGAAAAACUUUAUUUUUAAUUUUGAAGUGUGUAUAUUGAAUGCUGCCCCAAGCCUGUUGCAUGGGCACUGUAACCACAAAUCUAGGUUAAAACUGAAUUUUAAUAUUGGUUUUAUAGUCCACCUUUACACCAUGGGAAACUGCAUGACGGGUGCUUUGGGAGCGCACAGUUCCUUCAGAUGGUGUAUUAAUGCAGAAUUUAUCCCAAUCUGGCUUCAGAAUCUGGCUUCCUUUUGUAUGUGAUGCAGAGAGCUUGCAUGAUUCAGUUUUCUAUUUGCUACAGUCUACUUCAAAAUGCCGCAUUUUAUUUCUGGUUUCACCAGCACCAUAGAAAAGUAUGAUACGUUUUCUUCCAAAACAUUGCAAUAUGUUCACCAGCGUAUGCUGAGUGCCAUUGUAUUUUUUUUUUUUUAGUUUUGACAAGUAAAUUUGUACAAUAUGUACUCUAUGCACUGACCACUGGUGCCUCUGGGGCAGGUGGGAGGGUUCCUCUAAACAUGGCUCAAUUCCCCAGUUGCAUUAAUUCACCCCCACAAGCAGUGAAUCCGGAGAACAAAAACACACGUUGGCUCUGUAGGCUAAACCUUUGUCCUAGGAGUUGGCCUCAAUUAUCAAAGCAGUUGGGUUUUUUUGUUUGUUUGUUUUUGUUUUACUUUUGUAGAGCAAUAUUGGUGACUUAAAUUGUAUCUGGAGUUUCAAGCAGAAAUUCAGUAGUGCUGAUGGCAGAUAGUCACUUCCAUGACAGCAUGGUUUUGGAUCAUACCAAAGUACUAGGCGUAAAGUGGAGUGGAGAAUUCAGAACGUCCUACAUGUAGUGAAUUGGGCAGGUAUAAAUGUAUGUUUGGUAAAGAGUUCUCACUGCUACCGGAUGCUGGAAGUGAGAAUAAGACUGGAAGGGCCUAGACACCAUUACUUUUGUUCCAUUUUCAACAUUCCUCACAUGUCAGAGUCACACAGCCAUUAAAUAGCUUAGACAAAAAUCAGAUUUUCCAACACUAGACAUUGCAGUCAUCUUUUGAACAGAAUUGGACCCUAGCCACUUCCUGGAACGACUUUAGAGUUGAUCAGGUGCUUUGAGGUAUAAGAGUCUUGAAACCUCCUCAUAAAGCCACAUUGUCCACUAGUUGUCAUGAUGAACAGAGUAGAGCUAGUUCUGAAAUUUGGAAUUGCGAUAUGCACCUUUCUGAAUGCACCAAAGACAUUUGUGUUUACAGUACCCCCCGCCCCCACCACACACACACACGCACUUCUACAAUUGGUGCAGGCAUGUGCGCACACACGCUUCUACAAGUGGAGCACUUUAUUUCAGUUCUUUUAAAUAUAGUGCCCUUGGGAGAGUUGGCAUCAGUACUACAUAUUUUCUCCCUCUCCAUCCCACCUCUUAAGGCUCUGCUGGCCCAGUGCCUGAAGACUUGGGUGCUUUCUUUGUACAUUUACCUCUAGCAUGGUAGUGCAACAGGUUUGCCACCACACCAUGGCUUCAGACUAGCUUACUGUAAGCGUAAUAAAUGAUUUAAAAAACAAUUCUGUGAAUUAUAUGAACUUAAAGAACAAGAUAUUGGCACCAUGUGACUUGGACUUCUCUGCGCUCUUGUUUAUCAAGAAGUUUCCUGCAGAUGUUUUUACAGUAUGUAUUUUAAAAAAAUAACUCAAACUAAUCCCAUUGUCUUUGAUCAUUUAAAACUGGUUUUGUGCCUUGGCAACCUGUCUGCCCAGGUUAGAUUUGUGGGUGGUUAUUGAAAUUGUUUCUUAAAUCUCAACAUAACAUUAAAAACAGUUAUAAUACUUAGUUAGUUGAGGGAUUUCUUCUAAUUCCAUACAAUCCACACUCUGCCCUGCCAAAACGGCUUUCUGAAGAAUUUUCUUUGGUUGUGGAGAAACCAGAUUCAAAUUUUUCCUACAAAACUUGUAUGAUACUGUAUUAUGCUUUUUCUCCUUCAAUAACUGUAAAUAUUUGAGUAUUUAUUAGAUUAGGGCAUCAUAUUAUUCUUAUCUGAGCCAAAUGUCUGUGUGCAAUGUUUUUUCUUUUCUUACUAUGUCAUGUAAAGUUUUGUACAGCAUAUAAAGUAAAUUACUGUUUUUCUAAGUCUUUUUUAGAAUUGAACUUGGUAAAUACUGUAGAUUCUUUUUUCUGUGUAAUUAAUGCACUCUACUGUUCCAUAAUGCUGUAACUUGUAGAAAUGUUGUAUAUUUAUUUUCUGCUUAUUUAAGUUCCUGUAAAGUUUUUAAUGAAUUUUUACUGGUAUAUAUGGAAUUAGUGAUUGAUCAGUGUAGAGCACUGUCUUCUAAUUCAGUGCAAUCAAUAACGUUUAGUUACUGAGUAAAAGUGCCUAAGUGACUUAGGCUCCUAAGUCCCAUUUUCAAAAGAGGCUGUGGAGUACCUCAGUCAAAGUCCAGGGGACUUGGGUUUCUGUGCGCCUAAAGUCUCUCUUGAAAAUUGUAUCCACAAUUUAAUCCCCCAUUUCGGCCACAUUUAACUUUCUGGACUCAAUGAUUCAGCACCGUAGAUAGAGGCAGAGAGUUGAAGUAAAAUAUGAUAUGGAGAUGCAAACUCGGCCAAACACCAAAGCCACAUCCAGAAUCAAUUUGUAGCUCAAAGCAUUAAUUUGUUACAAAUAACUUUAUUGGUCUAAGCAAAACAUUAUCAUCCCAAGGGGGCCAAGGGCAGCUUAUUCAAACAUAUUAGUAAACUGAAGUGCAGUAUUCUCACUUUUUCAAGACCUGAACAAUGUGCCAAUCCCCCACCUUCUCGUUCUCCACUGCCUUCAGAUUUCACCCUCCCUGUGCUCCUACUGAAUCUGGCUGCCUCACUUCAUUGCUUCAGCCAGUUGCCAGAAUUAAAAAUUAUGCUGUAGAUUUUAGUUCGAUAACUUGAUAGUGCUUCCUGGUAACUCAAUAAUAACCCUCUUUUGGGAUAUUAAACACCUUAUCCUCAGUUUACAUAGUGCAGGACAUGGCUGUUACCUCGUAAACAAGAAGCCCCUGCAAGUUAUUUAUAGAACUACUUUCUACUUGGAUUUUUAGAGUAAACUUUUGCAUCCUGGUUUCAAGACCACUCAUUACUGUAGCAAAGCUCCUUAUCAGGUACAAACAUAGCACUGAUCAUGUACUGAUUAAUCACUAACUUGUUUCAUAGGACCCAGCAUAUGUAGCAUUUUUAUUGCAAUUUCCCUGGCUUACUUGUGGUUUGCACUGAUGAAUUUUUGACAGGGUAAUUGCCACGUUACUUGUGCAAUACUGCUGUACAUAGCUACAGAUCUUUUUUUAAGAUGCAAUCUUUUAUGUUAAUGAAUUUUAUAUAAAUAAAACUUUCAUCUAUU